AGAGAAACCAUUCCCUUCUACAUCAAUCUUCUUCACCGUUCUCAGAUUUUAGGGUUGUGAUUGAUUACUCCAUUUGUGAUCUAUCGUUUUUGAAAUUUUCUUUACAAUGCAUAUGUUAAGAUGUUUAAUUUUUGUGACGAGGCUUGUGUUUUGCUAAUUACAUCAAUUGAACAGCUAACACAGGGAAUCAAGGAUGGUGGUUAUGUUUAUGAAAUUGGUUGUUUUAUAGUGUUCUUUCUUAUGCAUUUUUCAUUAGCGAUAGAUUAUUUACAUUAAGUGAUUCGUGUUGUUAUUGACUGAACGUUAUUACGUAUAUGUAAUCGGCCAUUUGAUAAAUGUUUGUGGUUUGACCUGCGAUUAGGAUUGUACAUGAUCGAUUCAAAUUGGAGAAUGAAUCAAUGGCGUGACAUUUGGAUUCCAGCGGAUGUAUUUUACAACUAAACUUAUUUCACCAUUUGAAAGAAUUGACAGUUAUACCCAUUAACCUAAUAAACCUCAUAUGUAUCCAUUGUGUGCUUCUGUCGAUUGUUGCCUCCAAGCGAGGCCUCCCCUCCUGCUAGCUGCCUUCUCCCCUGUGAAGCCACCGGCCGGAGACCGUCGCACCCCCACAGAAACACCGGAGACCGUCGACCCCACAACUAGGGAUAAAAGACAUGGAUCCUGAUUUAGUUAAAUUGACUCUGCAAACUCUAGCAUUUGGAAAUGUAAUGGCUGCAGCUGCUCGUGAUUAUCAAAAGGGUUUGAAAACUGAGAUUCCAAAUACACUUGUGAUAGCAAAUUGUGAAAUUGUUAAACCAAGAGUUGCAGCUACAGAACACAUAACACAGUAUCAAUAUAUUUUAAUCUUUAAUAAACAACAUGUUCUACGAAAUUUCAGGCAAUAUUUUAUUGAUUUUGAUGAUAUUGUAUCAGAAAAGGUUGUUGUCCAGAAGAACGGUCCAAGAGGAGUCCAUUUCCAGCGUGCUGGACCUGCCAAAGUAUCAGAUCAGGUGUGUGCUUGUGUAAUAACGUGUGGUGGUCUGUGCCCUGGUUUAAAUACAAUGAUUAGAGAAAUUGUAUGUGCCCUUCAUCACAUGGAGGAUACAAAGUUGACAACAUUCAAGAUCGUGGUUUAUAUAAUUGGAGGUGAUGGAACUCAAAAAGGUGCAGCUGUGAUUUAUGAAGAAAUCAGACGAAGGGGAAUCAAAGCUGUUGUGGUUAGGAUUCCAAAGACAAUUGACAAUGACAUUUCAGUUAUUGACAGAGAGUCCAGAAAACGACAUAGGAGUAGUCAAAUUAAUAGCGCACUACAGCGGGUUCAUUGCAAUGUAUGCAACUCUUGCAAGUCGUGAUGUGGAUUUAUGUUUAAUACCCGAAUCGCCCUUCUAUCUUUAUAAAAAUCAUAUAGAUCCUACAUACAUGAUUCGUGCUGUUCCAAGUAAUGCAUCUGACAAUAUCUACUGUACUCUUCAUUCUCAAAGCUGUGUUCGUGGAGCCAUGGCGGGGUUCACAGGGUUUAUUAGUGGGCUUGUGCUUUGUGCAUGGUCGACAUACUUAUAUUCCUUUCAGUGUUGCUUAUCUCUAUUGGUUAUCUCUAUUAUCACUAGGAAAUUUUUUAUGAAAACCAGUACAUUUUCAACCAUUCAUCUGAAAAAGUCAAUACUUUUUUUUUUCUUUCAGAAAUGCCAUUCAUAUUUAUAAAUCUUUUAUUUCUGACCAUGGAACAUAGUUUGUUAACAACUAGUGGUGAGAUUGGUUCGACUUUUUUACUAAAACAAAAGCAGACCGAACCAUUCUCACCCCUAAUGGUUAACAAACUUUGUUUCAUGGCCAACUAUAUUGUAUUCUUAAAUAAUGAU
This is a messenger RNA of Lactuca virosa, 1838 nucleotides long. Lineage: Eukaryota; Viridiplantae; Streptophyta; Magnoliopsida; Asterales; Asteraceae. The record is from the annotation of a GenBank genome assembly.